AUGUUGGAGAGCAAUUCGGUAAGCAAUCCUACUACGCUAGGGUUGAAGAUUCACAAUGAUGCAGAUGGAGUACAUGUGGAUGAGACUUACUAUAAACAAAUAGUAGGAAGUCUUAUGUACCUCACCUCCACGAGACCUGAUCUAAUGUAUGCUACAAGUUUGCUAAGCAGGUACAUGGCUAAGCCCACUAUGCUUCAUCUGCAAAUUGCAAAAGGGAUCCUUAAAUACCUAAAAGGAACGAUGAAUCUGGGAAUUUUCUACAAGAAAGGGAGUCAACCGGAGGAACUUGAAGCCUACAUUGACACCGAUUAUGCCGGUGACAGUGACGAUCGAAAAAGUACUAGUGGAUAUGCAUUUCUACUCAGUUCAGGAGUUGUAGCUUUGAGUUCGAAGAAACAACCUAUUGUGACACUAUCUACUACAGAAGCAGAAUUUUGUGGCAGCAACUGUAUGUGUUUGUCAAGCCAUUUGGAUGAAGAGGAUACUCAAGGUGAUGAUCUAUGA
This is a messenger RNA of Impatiens glandulifera, 504 nucleotides long. RefSeq names its product secreted RxLR effector protein 161-like. Bases 1 to 504 code for a protein of 167 amino acids. The record is from RefSeq and is a predicted model, not a curated record. Lineage: Eukaryota; Viridiplantae; Streptophyta; Magnoliopsida; Ericales; Balsaminaceae. The transcript has a single exon.